Molecule: messenger RNA, 3515 nt
Organism: Labeo rohita (rohu)
Lineage: Eukaryota; Metazoa; Chordata; Actinopteri; Cypriniformes; Cyprinidae
Product: perforin-1
Exons: 3
Coding region: 300-1868 (522 amino acids)
Source: RefSeq, a predicted model, not a curated record
AAACAAAACAAAACCAGUCAGCGGAUGAAAUCUGUCCAGCACAGAAGAAAAGGCCUUGAAAGGAAGACACUCCCUUCCACAAAUGCCACAGACUCAGGCUUUUACACAGUGCUCUUUUUCAGCAUUAGCAUUCCAGAAAGUGACUCUGCAGCAAAAACAUUUCAUGAAGAAACUGUAAUUUGGACAGAAAAACAAAGAAAAGGAUUUUUCUGAAGUAGGUCAGCAGGGGAGUGUAACACAGCUGGAACAGACUAUUGCAUGAAAGCUACUCGGUGGGUAAAAUUGAACUUGACAUCAUCAUGGAGACAAAUCACUGUGUUUUCCACACGUUCCUCUGCAUUUCUCUGAUCUUGACACAGUGGCACAGGGGUUCAGCUUGCCGCACAGGUUCUCAGGUAGAAUGUGAGAAAGCCCCAUUUGUGCCUGGUUACAACCUAGCAGGCGAAGGCUUUGACGUUGUCAGGAUGCGCCGUAAAGGUGCAUUUUUGAUUAAUGUCAAGUCACACAUGGAUAAUGGCACUUGUACAGUCUGCAAGAACCGCUUUCAGGGAGGGCAGUUGCAGAAGCUUCCCUCAGCUGUGCUGGACUGGCGUCCCUUCAGCCGCUGCAGUAAACAGCUUUCUAGUGCUCUCCAUCAUUCUGUUGACUCCCUAAUGAAGAGUUCAACAUCACUCAUCAAUAACAACUGGGAAAUGGACCUAAGUCUGGAAGACAUAGGAAAGGCAAUUUUUGGAGGGAGCCGUUCAGAUAUUGCUAAAUUUGCCCAAUCUCAGAAUGCAAUGGAUAAAGCAACAUUUGCCCUUCAUGAGAUCAGCUGCACAUAUUACAGUUACAGAGUUACAGAUCACCCAGAACUCAGCACUGAAUUCUCAAAACAUCUCCAGCGACUUCCGACACAAUAUAAUGAGGUAACAAAACCCCUUUACAGAAGGACUAUAGAUACUUAUGGCACUCACUACAUACGUCAAGUCCAUCUGGGAGGGCGAGUGAGACGGGUCACGGCUUUUCGAACUUGUCUUGCAACCCUGAAGGGCUUCUCUGAGACCGAUAUCAAGAAUUGCCUAAACAUUGAAUUAAAAAUUACAUUGGGUAUCCUUCCAGCUAAUGCCUCGCUUUCCAACAAAUGCUCUCAAAUCCUUAAAGAUAAUAUGAGCAUGGGAUUCUACCAGGGCUUCAUGACACACAAGAUAGAGGUGUUGGGAGGUGAAAAAUACUUUCCAGACCUUGUUUUAAACCAAAGCCCACUUGAAGCAUACUCAAAUUGGAUGAUGAGCUUGCAUGACAAUCCUGAUGUUAUAUCAUAUGCAAUUUUCCCUCUUCAUCAUCUGGUGGAUGAUCCUGAGGUUAGUGCCAAUCUGAAGAACGCAAUAACAGAGUAUAUAGAAGAGAACAUGCUUUCUGUAAAUGACAAAGAGAAUCAAGAAUGCUCACAAACACCAAACCUGGACCACAACUGCUGUCCUAUGCGAGCCGGCCAUGGCAAGCUAGCAGUGUUGGUACAAAGAGCCACAGGCCUGAAAGCAGAUCUCUUCACACGUACUGACGGUUACGUGAAAGUUUGGUACAACCUCAUGUAUGAGGAGACUGAGGUGGUUAUGGACAAUAAUGAUCCUGAAUGGAACAUCAGCUAUGAUUUUGGAUCAAUGGAGUUUGGUCAUGAACUCAUAUUUGAGGUGUGGGACAGUGAUGUCAUUUACAAUGACAUGGUGGGGAGAUGUGUGGUCAGCCCCGAACGUGGAACUCAUUCACACAGCUGUAAAUUAAAGAGAGGCAUCCUGUAUUUCACCUACAGUGCUUCUUGUGAUGCUCACCUGACAGGACCCAGGUGUAGCAGAUAUUCACCAAAACAUAGAACCUUACAUUUGUAGGCUAUAGAACAAUUUAUUGUAAACAUCAUAAAUGUAUGGACAAUAAGGUAUACUAUUAGCAAGACUCACAUUUUCAAUAUUAUUUUUAUUUAAAUCUAAUGUUGAAAUGUAAUGGCAAAUGUUAAUGUUUCUUGUUGAAAAAUGUGCAUGUAAUUGUUUUCGUGAUCUGAUGUACUUAUGUAACAAGGUGAAAGUAAUGAUAAAAUCUUUUGUUGUCUGUUCUUUUAUGUAAGUGACAAGAUAUGAAAGGUUGUGUUGGAUUGUAAAUACAAUCACUAUUGAAGGGCGUUAUUAGGCAUGGCAUGAAGCAGAGCAACCCAAAGCAUUCGAAUAAAAUUUUUCCUCCCAGCACUAAUUUUUUCAUAUCUACAUUCCCUUAGGACAGAGGUGUCCAAACUUGGUCCUGGUAAGCAACUGUCCCACAUGGUUUAGUUCCAAUCCUAAUUAAACACACCUGAACCAGAUAAUCAAUGUCUUACUAGACAUAGCCUACUAUAAACCUCCAGGCAGGUGUGUUGAGGCAAGUUGGAGUUAAACUCUGCAGGACACCAGUCUCCAGGACUGAGUUAAACCAUUGUCCUGACUCUCUGUGGUGCUUAAAAGCUGGCUUCAUCAAACAAGGUCCUGCAGAUUUUAGCUCCAACUUGCUCCAACACAACUUCAACUUUUAAGUAGUCCUGAAGACUUUGAUUAGCAGGUUCAGGUGUGUUUAUUUAGAGUUGGAGCUAAACUCUGCAGGACUGUGGCUCUCCAGGAACUGAGUUUGACAUCCUUGAGUGCCUCUUCAUAUCCCUUCUUAUUUCCUCGCUACUGUGUCCUCUAUCCUACGACCUGGAAAACGAUCGACCUCAGCCAUCUUGUAGGGCAUCUCAUUUCUCUAAAUGCACCUUGAGGAGGCGAGGAUCGAGGAGUGAGGAGGUAUUCUGAGGAGUCAUGGCAAGGAUACACAGGUGUAUCCUAUGCAGAAGUCUUUUUCAGGGAAAAAAAUUACGCACAUAUAAAUUCUCCUCCCCCUUCACAUCUGUCAUAAUAAUUUACUUUACCUUUGCAGUUUAAAUAAACCAUACAUGUCAUAUAUUUCUUGCUUUAUUAAUAUUUAUUAUGAAUUCCUUAAAUAACGAACUUUAACAACAUAAGGGCAGAUCCACUUGAGUGGUCGAGAAUAUUUCAGUGUUCAUCCUUUGAUUCCUUCCUCCUUAUUUCCUUUCCUUGCAUCCUUCCCUCAUAUCCUAACAGGGUGGAGCUAAGAUGCAAGGAAAGGUAACGAGAAAAGGAAACGAGGAUGCACAAAUAAGAAAUGAGAAGCACCCGAGAAAAGUGCAAAAAACUGAGGAAAGAAGGCGUUGUGGUUGGCCAGACUGAACCAGGAUUUCCAGGGCAAGAAUCUUGACAACAUUUGUGUUUGUUCUCCUCAUUUCUGGUGAGGUGGGUGAAAUAUUAGACUAAUAUCUUAAAUAAUAGUGCUUGUACAUAUCUUUACCACCUAUUAACUUUAGUUUGUCAAAAUAUCGUGCCCUUUCCUGCUUACUAAGUCCUUCAUUAUUUAGCAGCUUCCACAGUUUUUUUUUUCAUGGUUUAGACAGCAUAAAUUAGCAGAACAACAUAUUCAGUAGCACAUUAACCGUGCAAUCCAUGCUGUUGUUUACA